Neoarthrinium moseri is the source of this 3711-nucleotide messenger RNA. RefSeq lists its product as uncharacterized. Gene Ontology annotation, biological process: mRNA processing; intrinsic apoptotic signaling pathway in response to endoplasmic reticulum stress; IRE1-mediated unfolded protein response. The transcript is spliced from 2 exons. The record is from RefSeq and is a predicted model, not a curated record. Bases 1 to 3711 code for a protein of 1236 amino acids. Gene Ontology annotation, cellular component: IRE1-TRAF2-ASK1 complex. Lineage: Eukaryota; Fungi; Ascomycota; Sordariomycetes; Amphisphaeriales; Apiosporaceae. Gene Ontology annotation, molecular function: ATP binding; RNA endonuclease activity; protein serine/threonine kinase activity.
AUGAUGCGACGGCCUCCUGGCGAAGGACGGCUUGUCGCUGAACAGCCCAGGACAAAGGUGUUGCUGGCUCUAGCCAUCUUCAUCCUGCCAUGGUUGUCGCUUGCCGAUGCUCAGCAGCAGCAGUACCGCCAGCAACAGUCCCUUGGCCACCAUCCACCUCCCAUCGCCAAUGUUCUUCACCCCAACGGCCCAUCCAACCCACACCUGGGCCCCGGCAACGACGACGAUGACGCGCGCGACAGCCAAGGACGGCGCCUGGCUGCGGGCCGUGGCCAGCACAGGUCUCCCUUCGAGGGUCAGCAGCUGGUUGGUAGCCAUGCCACCACUCUCCCCCAGGCCUCCGUCGCCGAGCGGCCACGGUCACCACGGCCCGACCGUGCCCACGAUGCCGUAACGACCGCCUAUGCGAACGACCGCGCCACCAAGCAGAAACGAUCAGCCGAUCAACACUACAACGAUCCUCACGAUGCGAGCGCCCUCGCAACUCUGGCUCCGGAACACGCCGUUCGAGCCGCCAAAUCUCCACGACAGCCCUCCGGCGUCCUUGUUGGUGCUGGAUUGUCCUCGACGCAGUCUGCGCGGAGUCUGGAGAGAUGGGAAGUGGAAGACUAUGCUCUUCUGGCGACCGUCGAUGGACAUCUCUAUGCCGUCAGCAAGGAUUCUGGCGACGUGCGUUGGCACCUCGAGGUGGAGCAGCCAACGGUUGAAACCAUCCAUCACCGAUCCAACCGGUCUCUCUUCGACGACCACGAUCCACACCCGCUCGAUGACUACAUCUGGGCCAUCGAGCCCUCGUACACCGGCCCGGUGUUUGUGUGGAUGCCCUCUGGCGUUGGCUCUGGCUUGAUGAGCACCGGGUUCUCCAUGAAGGAGCUCGUGGACGAUCUAGGUCCAUAUGCCGUACAACACCCACCCGUCGUCUACACUGGCGACAAGAAGACAACCAUGUACAUCCUCGACGCUGCCACAGGAAGUGUGCGUAGGUGGUUUGGACAAGGCGAGCAUCAGGUUGCUCCCGUCGCUACUUGUUUCCAGCCGAAGGGGUUCGUCGAUGCCGACACCGAGGAGUGUAGCGAUGCUGGAACCAUCGCCCUUAGUCGCACUGAAUAUACCGUCAACAUCCAUCGGCAAGAUGACGGCCGCCCCAUUGCAACCUUGCGAUACUUCGAGUGGGGGCCCAACAGUCAUGACAACGACCUGCAUCGACAGUAUCGAGCUAACCAGGACAAGCGCUACCUGACCAGCCGGCACGAUGGCAAGCUGUAUACCGUCGACGAUAAAUCCGGGCCGCAUGCCUUCUCAGCGGGCUUCUCUGCUCCUGUUGCCAGGGUAUUCAACGUUGCCCGCCCGCUGGAUGUCCCUCGGGGGACCAACCCCGAGCUCGUCCUGUUACCCCAGUCGGCGCCACCCUUUGCCAGCGAUAAAGCUGCCAGAGCCCGAGGCUCCAGCAUAUAUCUUAACAAGACAGAGGCUGGUAGCUGGUACGCUUUGUCUGGCACUUCGUACCCGCUCAUCUUGGACGCGCCCCUCGCACAGGUCAGCUUGCAGGACGGGACUGAUCAUGAUGACAACGACUUUUUGGUUGCCGAUGAAGCUUUGAUUGGGAUGCAUGCACUCGACGGCUUACGUGACGAGUAUUCGCGUGAGUCUGCGCAUUGGCCCAGCCUUCCGCCCGGACUACCCUCGGGACCGGACGACGGCUCUCGGACCAAUUCAUCAUCAGUACAAAUGCGAGAAGAAGAGUCUGAUUUGACGUCUGCCAUUGAGCGCGGGGUCAAAUCGUUUCCAGAGUAUGCCGCCGCCAGGAUGCGUGAGCUCAUCACAAACCCGAUUGUCUUGGUUGGCGUCUUGAUAUGGCUUAUCUACUGGCUCCGUACCCUGAAGAGACACAAUUCGGUGACUUCAGAGCAACCACGCACGACGGCUCUCAGGGCUGCCAUAGAGUCUUUUGAGCCUGUGAAGGAGACCCUUCCUGAUGGACCAACCUCCCAGCCAAUUCAAGCCGAUGAUGUGGCAAAUACAGCCGUUCAUGAGCUUGAGAUUCCGGCUGUCAAACCCGACAUGCUGGAGCCACCGCCUGCGGGCACUAUCGUGCCAGACAAGCUGGAGACGCCCGGUGAAGAGCCGCAACCUUCAACCGAGGCGCAGCUCGCACCUCAGGCCACAGUGGAAUCGCCAGAGAAGAAAAAGAAGAAAGCUCACCGGGGGACCAGAGGUGGUGUGAAGCACAAGCGAGGAAAGAAGCAGCAAGAUGCCUCGCAAACACCAGAGGACAAACCUGCGGAUAUUGACCCAAUCACUCAUGUUGACCAGAUGGUAGAGGCUCAGGAGCCGAAACUCAACCCAAAUGUCAAGUCCAUUGGCAAGCCCGAGGACAUUGGUGCAGGCGGAUUUGAAAUCAAUGGCCUGCGAGUCAAUUUAGAUGAGCAGCUCGGAAUGGGAAGUAACGGCACGGUUGUAUUUCCAGGGUCCUUCCAUGGACGAGAGAUCGCAGUCAAGCGGAUGCUGCACGAGUUCAAUGACCUCGCGACGAGGGAAACAGACCUCCUCCUAGAGAGUGACAAUCACCCGAAUGUAAUCCAAUACUAUGCCAUCCAUCGAGACAAGACGUUCUUGUACAUCGCUCUGGAGCGUUGUCAUGCUUCACUCGCCGACAUCGUUGACAAGCCACACUCAUAUCAGGAUCUCGCGCAGGCGGGCGAGCGAGACAUCCCCAAUGUCCUGCUGCAGAUCGCCAAUGGUGUAAGCCACCUACACAGCCUUCGCAUCGUUCAUCGAGACCUGAAGCCCCAAAAUAUUUUGGUGACGAUGACCAAAGAAGGCCGGCCCCGGCUGGUGGUCUCUGAUUUCGGACUAUGCAAGAAGCUUGACGGUGCUCAGUCAUCAUUCGGCCACACUGCCACGCGCCCUGCUGGGACUUCAGGGUGGCGCGCUCCGGAGUUAUUGGCUGAAGAAGACGCUCGCGACAACUCUACAUCUAUGACGAGCACCCACAGUGAAUCUAGCCAGCUUGUCAGCUCGGACCUCCUUCCCAACCGCCGUGCGACGCGAGCCAUCGAUAUUUUCAGUCUCGGUCUGGUGUUCUUCUAUGUGCUUACAAAAGGAAGCCAUCCAUUUGACUGUGGCGACCGCUACAUGCGUGAGGUCAACAUCCGUAAGGGUCAGUUGAACCUGCAGCCGUUGGAUGUGCUCGGUGAUUUCGCAUUCGAGGCUCGCGAUCUGAUUCGCAACAUGCUUCGAACCGAUCCCAGACUUCGACCAACAACGAAGGAGGUGAUGGCUCAUCCGUUCUUCUGGGAUUCCAAGAAGCGACUGACCUUCCUCUGCGAUGUCUCUGACCACUUUGAGAAGGAGCAGCGCGACCCGCCUUCGGAGGCACUCGCAACUCUGGAAAGCUUUGCUCCACGGGUUUGCCGGGGCGAUUUCCUCAAAGCUCUGACUAAAGAUUUUGUUGAGAGUCUAGGCAAGCAACGCAAGUACACUGGCACACGAUUACUGGACCUACUUCGCGCCCUCCGGAACAAAUGGAACCAUCGCGAGGACCUAAGCGAUUCUCUCAAGAAGUCUGUCGGGACAAGCCACGAGGAUUACCUGGGCUAUUGGACCAGACGAUUCCCCAAUCUAUUGGUUGUGUGCUGUGAGGUGGUUUACACUCUUGAUUUGCAGGAUAUCAUACGAUUUAGGGAGUAUUUUGAGCCGAUGAAGCCUUAG